AUCUCCACUAUAGCAGAAAGUGAAGAUUCACAGGAAUCAGUAGACAGUGUCACAGACUCACAGAAACGAAGAGAAAUUCUUUCCAGGCGACCCUCCUACAGAAAAAUUUUGAAUGACUUGUCCUCAGACGCCCCAGGAGUGCCAAGGAUUGAAGAAGAAAAGUCUGAAGAGGAAACAGCAGCACCUGCCAUCGCCACUGUUACGGUGCCAACUCCCAUUUACCAAACCAGCAGUGGGCAGUACAUUGCUAUUACCCAAGGAGGAGCAAUACAGUUGUCUAACAAUGGCACAGAUGGAGUACAAGGUCUCCAGACAUUGACUAUGACCAACGCAGCUGCAACCCAACCUGGCACCACCAUCUUACAAUAUGCACAGACCACAGAUGGACAACAGAUACUUGUACCCAGCAACCAAGUGGUUGUACAAGCUGCCUCAGGAGACGUGCAGACAUACCAGAUCCGCACCACCCCUACCAGCACCAUUGCACCAGGCGUAGUUAUGGCAUCCUCUCCAGCACUUCCAACCCAGCCAGCAGAAGAGGCCGCACGGAAGAGAGAAGUGCGUCUAAUGAAGAACAGAGAGGCCGCACGUGAAUGUCGCAGGAAGAAAAAGGAGUACGUGAAGUGUCUAGAAAAUCGAGUGGCUGUGCUUGAAAACCAAAACAAGACACUGAUUGAGGAGUUGAAAGCACUUAAGGACCUUUACUGCCACAAAUCGGAUUAAUUUUGGAUUCCCAUUUUCACUUGUGCAGGUGGGAUAGAGACUGGUUCUGACUAUACCCAGAAAGACAAAGUAAACUUUUUAUUUUCUAAACAUUUCUUUUUUUCUAUGCGCAAAACUGCCUGAAGCAACUACAGAAUAUACUUCAUCUGUGCUUUGCAUCAAACUGUGAAUGUUCAAGUACUUGCCUCCACUUCUCCCCCUACAAGAUUAUUUUCAUCAUCGAUCUCAGCGUGAAGAAGAACAGGCUUCUUUUUCGUCUCCCCGUCCUCUUCAAGGAGUAACAGUGAUCACUUAGGAAGCUACUGUGGGGAGGGUCCUUUUGUAAUGAUUUCAAGAAUUUGUGCUGAGCUCUUUCCAUUGCCUUAGAGACAGAACCACCCCAGCCUCUUGGUCCAGAGAACUGUGGGCCACACACGUGGAGCAUGCAUGGUGCAAUGAAGAAGCGAUGGUUGCCAAAUUGGUUUCACAUACUCAUUAUGAACUGUAAAAAUACACAGCUAAGCAGCAUGCCAAAUGAAAGGCGCUUCACAGUCAUGUUCUUGGUGUGGAGAAAACAUACCUUUUUCAACCUAGCCCAGGAGGGGUUUCGAUUUGUGAUCGUUAUUAAGCCCUCCUGGACUAGUAGAAAUGUCUCCAUACCUCAGAAACAAAUGUGUUAAAAUGAGUUGCACUGGUCAGUCGCGUGCAAGUGUGUUCAGCAUUCUGAAUGCACAAAAAGCAAACACCAACUUCAUAGGAUAAUUUUUUGGGAAAUGAUAUUUGGAUGG
Molecule: messenger RNA, 1490 nt
Organism: Tauraco erythrolophus (red-crested turaco)
Lineage: Eukaryota; Metazoa; Chordata; Aves; Musophagiformes; Musophagidae
Source: RefSeq, a predicted model, not a curated record